CUUCACCUAGAUGGAUCUUUGCCUUAUUGGCCUCGUCUUUCGGCCGGUCCGUGGCACUGUAGUCCUCUCCGGAGCUCUCCAACUCUAUUUCCCCCCUAUUGCACUACAAAGGCAACAAUAACAACAGCUGCACAGUGAAACAUGGCGUGAAGAUGACUUAAGAAAGCUAUGUUCCAGCGCCUUUGCCUCUGCGUAGCUGUUGCACUUGUUCUAAUGGCUGAUCGGCUCUCAGACUGUUGUGCUGCUUUAUUUUAAGCAGCCCGUUUCGCUCUGCGCGUCAACAAUAAGGAGCAUGCUGUCGGUGCGUCGGGCAGCGCGUUAAAUGACCACAUUUCACUCAUUGGGUUUUUAUAUUUAGCUCCGUGAGGGACGCGCUGGACGAGCCGCAGAGCGCCGGAAAGAUGAGCCUCUGAUCAGGGGUUUUCUGACAUUUUUAUCCAUUUGAGAUCGUUUGAGCCCCCCCCCCCCCCGAAAAACUUGUUCAUACCGCGGUGCGUAUUGUCAGGCUAUGUGGUGUUGAGUGGCGCCGUGUGUGUGUGUGUGAGAGGGGGAAUACUGCAAAUCUAUCUACAGCUCCGGGGAGAAACGAUGAUGAUGGCUGGUGGUGUCGGAGCAGCCGUGGACCAUAACGGGAUUUUCUCUAAUCCUAACCUCCACAGUCUGCAGCAGCCCCUCAUGGAGGCUGAUAACCCGGACUCCCGCAAGCGACCACUGGAAACUCCGGCGGAGGAGGCCGGCUGUACCAAGCGCACCAACAUUGGAGAGGAGGGUGAGUACUUCCUGAAGGUGCUGAUCCCCAGCUAUGCAGCCGGCUCUAUAAUUGGCAAGGGCGGCCAGACCAUCGUACAACUGCAGAAAGAGACGGGUGCCACCAUUAAGCUGUCCAAAUCCAAAGACUUCUACCCAGGAACAACAGAGCGCGUCUGUCUGAUACAGGGUACAGUUGAAGCUCUCAAUGGUGUCCACAACUUUAUUGCGGAGAAAGUCCGCGAGAUGCCCCAGAGCGCCCAGAAACCUGAACCAGUCAGCAUACUGCAGCCGCAGACCACCGUCAACCCCGACCGCGUCAAACAGGCCAAAUUGAUCGUGCCCAAUAGCACAGCUGGGCUGAUCAUUGGCAAGGGCGGAGCCACAGUGAAAGCAGUGAUGGAGCAGUCAGGGGCUUGGGUGCAGCUCUCCCAGAAGCCAGAGGGAAUCAACCUCCAGGAGCGGGUGGUAACCAUCAGUGGGGAACCCGAACAGAACCGCAAGGCUGUGGAAAUCAUAGUACAGAAGAUCCAGGAGGACCCUCAGAGCAGCAGCUGCCUCAACAUAAGCUAUUCCAACGUCUCGGGCCCCGUGGCCAACUCCAAUCCCACUGGCUCCCCCUACGCUAAUACGGCCGAGGUGAUGCCCAACGCAGCCGCGGCAGCUGCCACUGCCUCCAGCCUCCUGGGCCAGGCCGGCUUGACAGGAAUGGGCGCCUUCCCCGCUACCAUGUCCACCUUCUCCGGCAAUGAUCUGCUGGCCAUCACCUCAGCCCUCAACACACUGGCCAGCUAUGGCUACAACACUAACACCCUAGGUCUGGGCCUCAACCCUGCCGCUGCUUCCGGGGUCCUUGCUGCAGUGGCAGCUAGCGCUAACCCGGCCGCUGCGGCUGCGGCUAACCUUCUGGCCUCCUAUGCUAGCGAUGCCUCCGGUGGCGCUGGCCACCCCGCUGCAGGCCUCGGGGGCUUCUCCCUGGGUUCUCUAGCAGCUGCUACAGGGGCAUCCAAUGGUUACCUAAAUGCUUCGUCCCCACUGAUGGCCUCCUCCCUGUUGGCAACAGAGAAGCUGGCGGAUGGGGCCAAGGACGUGGUUGAGAUUGCUGUGCCCGAGAAUCUGGUUGGCGCCAUUUUGGGGAAAGGAGGGAAAACGCUGGUAGAGUACCAGGAGCUAACAGGAGCCCGCAUCCAGAUCUCCAAAAAGGGAGAGUUCAUUCCUGGUACUCGGAACCGUAAAGUUACCAUAACAGGGUCGCCGGCCGCCACGCAAGCAGCGCAGUAUCUGAUCAGCCAGAGGAUCACUUACGAGCAGGGCGUGCGCGCUACCAACCCACAAAAGGUGGGCUAAAAAGGAUAAAGAAGAGGAAAGAAGGAAAGGAUGAAGACAGAGAUAGAACGGAAUUGAGAGGGUCACAAUGAAUAGAAAAAAGAAACGUCCAAAUAUCUGUUCAAUAUUUCAGUCUCAAAUGAAAGAAUCACAAAGGAGGAGGUGGGGGAGACAUCCAAGAUAAGUGUGUGUGAUAUGUGAAUGUGUUUUUAGGACUGACUGUCCUGAUGUUUUUUAAAAGUUUGUGUCGAGUCCUUUUGACGAUGGUGAUCAGAGUAAGCUGAACUGGUCCACUGCCAAGCUGCAGAUUCAAGGGUGAGGCCGCAGGGUUUCACCCUCCUCCAAAACCUCAUAGCUUUUUUUUUUUUUUGGUUUGGGUUUUGUUGGGUUUAAUUUCGGUUGCAAACCUCGGCUCCCGGUGAGUUGAGCGGUUCAGAUGAAGUACCAGCCAGCUGAUAGAGCUGUUUUACAAACCUUCCUCUUUGUAUACAAUGCAGAAGGCAUUGCUGACAGGGGAGAGGUUUUAUGACUAGCACCUGAGGUCAUCUCAGUGUAUGGGGAAGCAAUCUGAGUAUCAUUUCUUUAAAGAAAUCACAUCUAUGUUGACAUAUGUUGAAUUCUGGCUCGUGCCAUAAUUGAAGUUUCUAAAUUUGGGUAUUUUAUAUUUGUUAUCCUUUAUUUAUUGACACGGUCUCAUUCAAACACAACUAGAUUAUUAAAACCUGUGAAUGCAGGUUGAUCUGAAUGUAAAAACAAUAUUAGCCUAUCGCUAUUUUUUAUUUACAGGGAUCAAAUAUUGUGUUGCAGUGAAAAAAAAAAAAAGAGAGAUGUAUAACUCAAGCCCAGUCUGAACUUCACUGUUGCUGUCUGCGAGCAUAGUUCAGGGGUUAAAUAAUCAAUGUGAGAGGAUAGAGGAGACACACAGGAAUGUAUGAAUAUAUUUCACACGAACAUGCUUAGAUAACGCUCCCGCAAACACUGAAACACAUUUGCAUAUUCAGUCACAGCCACAAACACCGAAAUAUGUUGUUUAACCCGUUCUUGGUGCUAUAGGAUUAGGUUUCUAUCUCCUUAACCAUGAAUUCAAAAUCUCUCUGGCGUCUAUUCUCUUGGUUUCAAAAAGCCAACGUGUCGUCCAGCCAUUAGUAGCCCAUUGGAUCUGACCCAGCCUCUCACCUAAUGAAAAAGGAUUGAUUUCAGCCUUUCAAGAUAGAAAGCAAUCCAGUCUUAAUAUUUCAAGUCCAUCUGCGUUCCAAAUGCAGGUCUUUUCUUUUGUUUGUCUUCACAAGAAAAUUGGGCCACAAUCUAGAUUUUACCUGACAAAGUGUUUGCCUUAGUCACACAUUUGUAACUCCCGAGAAACAACUUCAAGCUCAGACUACCUUUGAAGCAGUGUCUAACCAGUUCUGUCAGCAAAGGGAACACAGCACUGCAAAAGCAUUUUCUUAAGAAAAGCGGUAUGAACCAAUUUCUGUGAACAAAGAAACGAUUGCCUUUACAUUAAGGGUACCAAAUAGUCAAGAGACACACACACCAAUGAAAGGGAAGUCAAAUGACACUUGAAAAGAAGGUUUGGACUCACAUUUCUUGUUUCUUGUUUCUUUUCUUUCUGUGAGCCGUCCUUCCCAAUUUGCAUUGAGACAAAAAUGAUACUUCAGUUCAGGCAGCCUGUAAUCGUUCCAAAAACACGUUAACGCUCACUGACUGCGGGUGGAGCGCCUAAUAAAACAUCUUGAAGUGUUGUGGCAUCGUUGUCUUUUAUGGGCAACUGUUUGUCUAAUGCAGGGAGGCUAAUUGUCUAGAGCAUUUCCAAGCACUCGAAGAUUACCUUGGCUUCCUUCUGUGCUGCUAUCCAUAGUGUUCAUCCUGAGUACACUGGGUCUCUGAAGACUGCACUGUGAGACAUUAAGAACACAAUGUAAAGCAUGUCUGUCCCUGCCGGGAUGUGAGUAUAUUUUAAUGUGCACAUCUAUGUCACAUAAACCAGACCUAUACCAAUACUGACAGAAGGCAUAUAUUUCCACAAGAGCAUUUAUUCUUCAGCAUCUUGUGAUGUUUCUGUUCACCAGUUCCAAUGCAUUGCACUUAAUUAAAUUAGCAGACAUUUUUAUUUUUUUCAAUCAGCGAAACCACAAAUUAUUCUCUCCACAUUUUUACCCUGCACUGUAUUUUCUCCAGUCCGAUUACGUCCCUCUUCCCCCACUUUUAAAGACAUCUUUCAAUUGUCCCCAUCAACCCAAGCUCUAUGAUCAGCUUCCUGAAUACACGGCUGUGAGGGUUGGUGCUGAACAGUGUCCUAGAAAAUCUGAACCAUCCCCGUUUUUUUUUUUUUGGGGGGGGGGGGGAAUUUAACAAAUAGCCUUUUUAUUUGCUCUCUUCAUUUGUCAUGAGUCAUGUUUAAAAGUAAACAGAUAUAGAAGUGUUUGAAACAACUCUUUGUGUCUGAACAUUGCAACAGUGAGCCUUUCUUCCUAACUGAAAUCUCUCCUUUCACUACGUGUCUGGAAGGCCUCGCCGUCAUCCAUAACUACGUACAAUCUGGCCACCGAUGCAAUCAUAAAAGCAUAAAAUGACCUUUUACUGCCCAAGAGUUUAGCAUAUAAUAAGAUACAAGCACAACAACAACAACAAGGGGAUGUUCUAUCAAUGCAACUGGACUGCUUGACUGCAGAGAGCGCUCCUUCAAAGCUCUCGGAUCAUUACAUUGUGCCAAACACUAUUUCUUUCCGCCCCCUUUCAUUCAAUUUCCUCUUUCUCUCGACAUUUUUAUUCCCCUGCAUGAUGCUGUCCCUCUCUGAGGUCCCUCCUGUGUCCUAAUCCCCGUCUGUGCUUCUUCCUACACUGUGCUCUCCCCCUCUUUCUCCUUUCCUCCUGUCUUGUCUUCUCAUGGGUGGCGUGUUGGGUGUGCUGGUGGCGGGAGUUAUGCACUAUAGGUCAUAAAGGGUAAGAACAUAUCUCCCCAGGCCGUAGAGUCCACAAGGCUAAAAUGCACAGACAAACACCUGCCUCCGAAACUGUGACACCCACAAGACCAACCAGCAAAGUUCAACGCUCAAAGUAUCAAAUUCCCUCUAGAAGAAGAACAGGUAGGAUUUAGAAAUGUUUAGACCGUGAACUAUGGCCUUUUUUAAGGGAAGAGAACGUGCUGUUUUUUUUCUCCCAAAAAAAGCCAGAUCAUGGUUGAAUAGAUAUUCACACGUCGGCUGAACAAACCAAGCUCAAGUUUCAGCUUCUAAUUAAAGCGUAGUAAGGACAGAAUGCAUACGAUAGCGAGAGUAAGGUGGGAACUUGUUUGUGACCUCAAGCCGAAACAAUGACAUCCUUUAUGCAUAUCCUCUUAUCUGAAAAAUGACUAGAAUUCAUUUCUGUGGAAUACAAUAUGUCACGUCAUAUGAUCUAUAUGUACUUUAAUGUAGCUAUUCUAGUUUGUAGUCCAAAUGCAGUCCAGCGUUGUCGAUACAAUGUGAACUAUGUUAUAUUUGUGUGGAUGAUGAGAGUGCCAACUAAGCCUGAUUAAGAUUAGCUUCGCAAAAUUUGUUUGUGCAUUAUGAUGACUCAUCAUCGACCUGGUGGUGUCCAUAUUUCUGUCAUUGAUGAUUUAGUUUGACAGUAAGAAAAUGUAAAGAAUAUUGGAAGCAAUAUAGUAGCAUGUUGUCCUGUUUUGUGUUUUAUGUCUGUUGUAUGAACCUUUGAAAUUACUAAGAUUUUUGAAUGAAUAGGUUUACAUGUACUUUUUGUAAGUUAUGAAAAUGCUGCUAUUUGAUAAGUAAACUAUACAAAAUAUUUUAGUUGAAAAGAUGUCUGGUCUGUUAAAUAGAAAUGCUCUAAACGGCUGGAGCAUAAAACGAGGUGUAUAGAAUACUAUACAGUAUUGGUAAGAUAGUAAAAGUAAUAAUAGACUUCAUAGUACAACCUGUGCCAAACUAGACCUCCGCAGCUUCUGAAAUUGUAGAUGUGCGAUCAAAUGUUAGAUAUCAAUAACUUGUUUAGAAGUGCUGAUCAAAGUGCCAAUCAAACACUGUCUUUUAAGUUAAGAAAAAGAUAAUCAAAUACAUAACUUAAGAAAAACAAAGGACAAAGAACUUUUUGUGCAUUGUUUUUAUCCCAUAGGUACAUAGAGUAAGAGUUAAAGAUUGUGAUUUUUAUGGAUCCAUGUUGUUUUACACUCCAUGCAUCCCUUGUGUGUUUGUUUGACCCGUGGCUUCAGUACUGCUGUCUCACAAAUGUCUCUAUAGGCCAGCAUGGACUAAGCAUAACAUGUUAUAAGCAUUCAUAACAUACCAUUAACAAUCAAAAAUGUGUUUGUGGAGUUAGGUGUUAUCUUUUUGCACGUCUUCUAUUGCAUGGUAUCAAAGUAAAUUAUGGAGGAAAAAAAAAUUUUACAAAAAUUUUGCGAGGUGUCUCGCAACAUUCAAAGACAUUACGCUGCAUGCAGUCAAAUGUAAAGCACUUAAGUUUACUCGCCUCAUGUUAAAAAAAAUAAUUGUUUUUUAAUUGUGAUUUGGGAGGGAGCUCAUUAUUGUCAUGUUGGCCCGAAAAAAAAGACACACACACACACACACACACACACACACACACACACACACACAGAUCAAGUCCUCAUGUUCAUGUCUCUAAACGUCAUCCGAGAAGAAAUUUAGAUUUUUAGGUACAGUGAGGAGUAUUAAAAAUGUGAAACAAGCAAACGUGAAAAUGUUAUUCAGUGCAUUGGCUCCUUGUGUUAUGCUUUUUUUUUUUUUUUUUUAGCAUAUCAGGCACACAUUUCUUUGACAAGCAGGUUGAACCUCAUAUAACCUGUCCCAUAAUGUGUUUUAAAAAAAAAGAUUUUUCUUUUAUGUCGCAGCUCGAAAGCCCAGAUCUAAUCUAUGAAUGUACCCAUUUACUCUGUUUUUAUUUCUGUCGAAUGUUACCAGUCGUUAAUGUAAAUUCAGGGCAGGAAUGUCAAAUACAUGUAGAGUUAAUAUCUAUGUCAAUAACAGAUUUCAACUAUAGUCAGGUAGGCCGCACACGGCCACAGUCGUGAACAAGAUAUGUUUUUUAACACAACUUCCGAUUCGCUGUCAACAUUAUCUUGUUUGUUUGGUGUUGCAUAAAUGCACUUUACUGAUCAGUGGGUCGUAUUGGGUGUGAAAUGAAGCAAAACCAUGAUGGCUUUCAAUAGUAUGUGAUAUGUUUUUGCCAUUCUUUGUUGCUCUGAUGUUACUUUUAUUAUUAUUUAUUCCCUGAUCCUGUUGGGUCUCAUGAAUGAUGGAAAGGGCUGGAGUCUCAGACAAAAUAGAAAAGUAGCACCUGUUUCCUCACUUGAAGGCUUCUCCUUCACAUUCCCUUCUGCAGAGGUUUGUGUCAAUCACUGAGUGCUUUGUUUUUUAACCAACCAUGUGAAACCGGGACGGAUCUGUACACUUUUGUGCUUUCGCAAUUUGCAGUAGAAAAAUGCGAUUUAUACCCCCCAGCAAAUUGGGAUUGAAGCACUGGGCUGAAGGCAAUGAGGGAUGUAAGCUCUAAGUCUGGCUGAUGUAAACAGUCAGAUCUGAGAGACAUAAUCGGCACCAGCAUAAAUGAAGAUUGCCUCUGCCACCUCAACACGAUACAAAUCACAUCACAGAGGAAAACCCAUUAGACUUUGAGUGGUAAAGGCCAUGUUACACGAAUGAUAUUUCGCUCAUUCUUUUGUGUCACAACCCCCCCCCCCCCCGUCCUUGCAUCCACCGCUUCACAUCCGAAAUGCCAAACAAAUUACAGUAUCAUUCCAAAAGUUAUGUUUUUUUUCACUCCAACUGUGUCCCGGACAUUCAUCCGCCCCUCACGGACACAUAUAAACUGUCUCAGACGUCUCUCUUAAAACCUCUUCUCCCUGAGCGUCACUCUCUCAGCCCACACCACAUCGCCAUUUGUGUUCCAUCACACCGAGCACCUGCUACUGUGUCGGCCCUUUAAACGGAUUAAGGUAUUUCUGAGCCCUUUCGUCUGAGAAAAAUACAGGAUUCUUUGCCAACCAAACAUGAGGCCGUUUUAUUGUUGUUGUCUUUUGUCCUUGACCCUCUGAACCUCCCAUGAACUUAGUUGACCUUCUUCAUCACCCAGGAACACAUGUAUGUGUUGGAUAUUUUACAACCCACUAUGUGUCAAAUCUGCGAGACUGUUCUUUUGUUUUUCUGGUUAUCUGGACAAUUAUGCAGGGUUCUUGCUUUAAGUGGAAACUGAAGAAAGCACGCCAGUACCUUGCAACCAUUUUCAUUUUUCAUUGUAAAAUGUCUUUUCCGGGUUUCGGUUUUUACUUCGUUAAACCUCUGUUCUUUCCACCUCAGAAAAAAAUGGACUGACAGCAUAAGAUCAAAUAUAUUCCGACCUAAGAAAAGUAAUGUUUUGUUGAUUGGGUAUAUUUCUCUUUGGUAUAAAUGACGUUGUUAUGUUUGUGACGAGGAGAAUCUGUGAAAGUCCACAAUGUUAACUACCUAAAGGGCUUUCUAGGACAGCAUUUAUAUGUCUUUUAAAAUGGAUAAAAGUCCUCUGAAUAUAUUCAGAAAUGAGAGGGACAUGUCUUCUUGUGCCAUUUUCGAAAAAGUGUGACAGCUUUUAUGGCAAAUAUUUGUCCAAAAGAGUGCCAAAUAAUUCCAUACUGAGCCAAAAGGCAGCCAGCCUACAUAACUAAAUGUUAGAUCACUGGAAUGGUUACGUCCCAUCUCCACUCCCCUUGAUAAACACCACCCUAAUUGUGCGACGUUUGAGCUUGUGUGCCAUUAUUGUUAUGCUGCCAGUCUGUUUUCUGCUUUUGUCAGAGAAACAUCUCGGAAGCCGUAUAUUUUCUAAAUGAUACACUGUUGGUAAAAAAAGACAACAGCUACUAUGGCGAGGAAAUGAGAGGAUUUUAAAAGUGUCAUUGUUUAUAUUAUUGGUUUAUUUGAACAUUCUUCAUUAAUAGAUUUAAACGGUAAUGACUAUUUAAUGUAACUGUAGUACUGUGUUUGUAAAAGAAAUUCAGUGAGUUGUGUUUUAUGACUCGUGGAAGUCGUCGAUGACCAGUGAAGUCAGCAUUUCAGUGUUAAUAAUUGAAUUGUUUUUUAAAGAUUAUUUUUGCGACGGCAACAAAGAGUCAUUAUAAAUGUUCAUUUUAACAUCA
This is a messenger RNA of Etheostoma cragini (Arkansas darter), 9193 nucleotides long. It is a transcript of the gene nova1, whose product is annotated as NOVA alternative splicing regulator 1. Bases 589 to 2094 code for a protein of 501 amino acids. NCBI's taxonomy places the organism in Eukaryota, Metazoa, Chordata, Actinopteri, Perciformes, Percidae. Gene Ontology annotation, cellular component: cytoplasm; nucleus. Gene Ontology annotation, molecular function: mRNA binding. The transcript has 4 exons. Gene Ontology annotation, biological process: regulation of alternative mRNA splicing, via spliceosome; mRNA splicing, via spliceosome. The record is from RefSeq and is a predicted model, not a curated record.